Naumovozyma castellii is the source of this 558-nucleotide messenger RNA. It is a transcript of the gene ECL1, whose product is annotated as Ecl1p. NCBI's taxonomy places the organism in Eukaryota, Fungi, Ascomycota, Saccharomycetes, Saccharomycetales, Saccharomycetaceae. Bases 1 to 558 code for a protein of 185 amino acids. The record is from RefSeq and is a predicted model, not a curated record. The transcript has a single exon.
AUGUCUGCCUUUAACAACUUUUGCGUAGUCUGUGACAAACUUAUUGUCUCCCCAUCAGACGAACAGGAAACAGCAAGCACAGUAUCCAACGAAUCCUCAGAUAAGUUGUAUUGUUCCGAUAUGUGUAAGUUAAGGGAUAGUUCUGUCAGCGUCAGUGUCUCUGUUCCACCUGUCCAAAAUGAUUUGGACUCGGGAAGGGAACAUGAUGAUCUCGAGUUGAAACACGUCAGCGAGGAACAACAAGACAGUGAUAACCUUACUACGACGUUAUCCACAGAGACCAUCAACUCUACUACAACUUUGGAACAGUCAGAUUCAUUGAUCACUUCGCCGUUGUUAAUGCCUCAAACAGCCGUAACCCGAAGUACAAUUUUGAAGCAUCCUACUUACGAGGAACUUAUGGUACAAGAUGACUUCUGGUUGAAUAUGGAUUCUCAUUUACCAAGAACUUUAUCUGAUUUUUACCCUACAAAGGCCCUCCUAAAUUCUUCUUCGAAUUCAGUUAUUGAUCAAACAGCUGAAAAUAAUUAUAAAAUUUGGCUAGAUUAUAAUCAUUGA